CCAUUGGGCAGCCGGCUGGGAGGUGCCGCUUGUCUCCUCCCCGGAGCGGAGGGGGUGGGAGCGCCGCGCAUUGGGGGAGGUGCCCCGGGGCCCGUGUCAGUCACACGGCCGAGCAGCAGCGACGCGGGAGGGGCACGGAGAAAACCCCAGAGACUGUCUGAAUCUGUCCAGGACUCAGGAGCAAUGUCUCAACAGUUCCUUUAUCGGGCACUGGUGUCGGCUAAGUGGCUCUCAGAAACCAUCAAGUCCCCUCAGGCUGGGCAGGCUGUGAAGAUCCUGGAUGCAUCCUGGUACCUCCCGAAGAUGAAGCGUGACCCCCGGCAGGAGUUUGAGGAGCGCCAUAUCCCUGGUGCUGCUUUCUUUGACAUCGACCUAUGCAGCGACCGCACGUCACCAUAUGACCACAUGCUGCCCAGUGCGGAUGACUUUGCGGAGUAUGUGGGCAAGCUGGGUGUGGGGAACGACUCCCAUGUGGUUGUGUAUGAUGCCAGUGAUCAGGGUCUCUUCUCUGCUCCCCGUGUCUGGUGGAUGUUCCGGGCCUUUGGGCACCAUGCCGUCUCCCUUCUGGAUGGUGGGCUGAAGAACUGGCAGCGGGAGGGGUACCCACUGACUUCUGGCAAGAACCGAGCAGUUCCUGUGGAGUUCCAUGCCUCCCUGGACAAGUCACUAGUGAAGACCCAUGAGGACAUAGAGGAGAACAUAGAGUCACAUCACUUUCAGCUGGUUGAUGCUCGCCCUUCAGGGCGGUUCAGAGGGACGGAGGCAGAGCCCAGGGAAGGAAUUGAGCCUGGUCAUAUCCCUGGCUCCCUGAACAUCCCCUUCUUGGAUUUCCUCACAGAAGUUGGCUUUGAGAAGACCCCUGAGGCAAUCUGCAGCUUAUUCCAGGAGAAGAAAGUGGACCUCUCAAAGCCAGUGGUAGCCACAUGUGGCUCAGGAGUCACUGCCUGCCAUGUGGCCCUGGGGGCAUACCUCUGUGGCAAGCCAGAUGUGGCUGUCUACGAUGGUGCCUGGGUGGAGUGGUACAUGCGGGCGCGGCCUGGAGAGGUCAUCUCUGAGGGUAGAGGCAAGACCCUCUGAAGCAACGCUUCUGCCCCUGCAGUGCAGACAAAUUGCCUUGGAACAGGCUUUGGGAGUUGGUCUUAGCCUUUCCUGUUUUCAAAUCAUAGUGGUCUUGGGUGACAAAUCUAAACAUACAUGGUUCUAGCCCCUUCCCCACCCCUCAUUUUUCUGGGCAUGGAAGAUGCCUUUUUACAGCAUCUUACUGGGUUGGGGGAAAGCACUUGUCAUGGAAUGGUAGAAUAACUGAGUCAGGCUGGACUCAUCAGCUGGGAUGAGCUCUCCUGACUGGACACUUAACAAGGAAGAUGAGUGGAGGAGCAGUUUAGGUUUCUCCUCAUAUUUGGACUCUGAUUUGUUCUCAGCCAGUUUUGCAUCCACCAUUGUUCCUGGGGAACUUGAAAUCAUGUUUCUUUCUUCCUUUCUUUUUUUUUAAAGUAUCUAAUUCAAAGGUUACAUAAUAAAAACAUUUAAUGAGUUUAAA
Mauremys mutica (yellowpond turtle) is the source of this 1540-nucleotide messenger RNA. It is a transcript of the gene MPST, whose product is annotated as mercaptopyruvate sulfurtransferase. The transcript is spliced from 3 exons. Gene Ontology annotation, cellular component: mitochondrion. Gene Ontology annotation, biological process: transsulfuration. The record is from RefSeq and is a predicted model, not a curated record. NCBI's taxonomy places the organism in Eukaryota, Metazoa, Chordata, Testudines, Geoemydidae. Bases 184 to 1077 code for a protein of 297 amino acids. Gene Ontology annotation, molecular function: thiosulfate-cyanide sulfurtransferase activity.